AUCGACCCAACUCAUUGUGGUUCUGAAUCAGGUGCUUUUUACCGGUACCGGUAGCGAUUUCUCCAUCACAAGUAUACCAACGUGCCUAAAUUUAAACAAAAACAAUAUAUAAUUACUUUAUUCUAUUGGUUUUAGUUUGUAUUACUUACUUUUAGUGGGACUUCUAAUGAUCACAACAACCAAAAUGUUUCUUUAUUUUUUUUAUUGUUGGAAAAUUGACAAACGCUCGCUUUUUGGAGCGUUUGUCAACAAAAUCCAGGUGCUCAAAAAUGAGUAACAGGCCAACAGCUCACGGCGUGAGUAUGACCUACACAUAAUUUUCACACAUUCUCCCGGAUUUGCAGCGAUGCGCCACAGUGAGUAACUGUUACUCAUGCGAUGUGCGGAGCAGUUUAAGCGUGUAUCAGUGUUUGCGCAUCGCAUCGCAACAGUAAACAUCGUCAUCACGCAAGAAAAAGGGGCGUUUCUCAUCAAGUUAUUCCGUUUAUUCCGAGCCAAAUCCAUCGGUAAACUAGUCAGUUCGCGCCGCGAGUGUCCAGUGUGGUGGGGCGAUGCGAAUUACGACGUCGCCGGGCGAGCAGCAGCGCGACCAAAACCGUAGCAGCAGUGUUUUCUGCCGAGGCAAUUCGUUGUCUUCUACCGGUGGAGGUGGUGGGGGUGGCGCAGCAGCAGUCGCAGCAUCUAGAAUGGCACCGGCGGUGGCCAAGUUAAACUACCGGAUCUCGGUGUCGACGUUCUUCGCCAAGUCGCACCCGAGCGACGAGUGCUGCGGGAGCAACGGGCUACCGCUGACGCCGAAUUCGAUCGGGAUUUACGGGCGGUCGCAGCUGUUGCGUGGGGAUGCACUGAAGCAUGAAAAUCUGUGCGAAUAUCUGGACAUUGUGCGGGGGAAACACGAGAGGACGAUCAUUGUGCAGGAGUAUGCCGGGAGUCCGCUGACGGAGACGUUCAUUGGGGAGAAUAACAAGCAGGAGACGCUGUUGAGGAUCGGACAUCAGAUGUUGAGGGCGCUGAGCCAUCUGAACCGGAAUGGGUUGAUGUGCCGGAAUUUGGAACCGGUGAACGUUUUGAUUAGCAGGGAUUUCGGCGUCAAGUUGUAUAAUUAUGGACUGUAUUAUAUGACCUACGGCGGAAAGUAUGUGUCGUUUCCGAUAGGGAACGUAAAAUACCAUGGUCCGGAAGUGCUUCUCGGUUCCAGGGAGAACAUCAAAAGCGACGUUUGGUCCAUGGGAAUGAUCCUGGCGGAGCUGGCGUUGGGCUGUAAACUAUGGGAGAACCUAAAAGUGUCGCAGGUCACGAGAAAAGUACUCAGUUUGACCAACACGGAAAAUGUUCUGGAGAAAAUCGCCCGAGAGCACAAGAAGCUGGACCAGUAUGAAGCGCUGGACCCAGCCUUGAAAAGAAUCUUGGAAGAAUGUCUCACAGUUUCCCUAUCAAGACGUCCGCAGCCGGUGGAAUUGCUGGGAGAUGAAGCGUUUGAUUUCUUGAGAGGGGAAACGUUCAGGGCACCGGAUCCGGACGGGAUGACGCUGCUGGAGAAGCACUGUGGCAGUUUGGCGGAGAUUUAUUACCUGUGGCAGCUGGCCGGAGGAGAUGUACAGCUGGAGCUGAAAAAGGAAGGGCUCAUCAAAAGCGAGGCACCGAUUCUGUCGCUGCCCAACUUGGUGCUCCUGAAUGGCAAAUCUAUAUCACCGCCAAAGAGUCAAAGCUUCCUGCACGACAGCCGAAUCAUUUUUCUCAAUUUCAACACCCUGCUGGAACGAUUCUCGAAAAUCCCCGAAGAGGACUACCUUCCACUAAUCUACUCCACCAACUCCUACCUAGAAUCUCCGAUCUUCAAAACGGAUCUCCCUCUGGUGAUUCGCGAGCGGGACACUGUCUACCAGUUCCACCGGAUCAUGCUCCUCAAAACGCUGCUCCACGGCUAUCCGUACACUCACGAUCUGCUCAAGAGUUUCGCCAGCAAAGACAUCCCACCGCCGUUCCGCGGCCACGUUUGGGCCUGCCUACUCGGAGUGGUGGAAAAUGGACUCUACGAACGGCUGGACAAGUGUAGCCCGACGCACACGGACCGGCAAAUCGAGGUGGACAUCCCCCGGUGCCACCAGUACAACGAGCUCCUCUCGUCCCAGGAAGGUCACACCAAGCUGAAGCGACUGCUCAAGGCCUGGGUCACGGCCCAUCCACAGUACGUGUACUGGCAGGGCCUGGACUCGCUGACGGCGCCGUUCUUGUAUCUGAACUUCAACAACGAGGAGCGGGCCUUUCUCAGUCUGUACAAGUUCAUCCCGAAGUAUUUGCAUCUGUUCUUCCUGAAGGACAACUCGUCGAUCAUCAAGGAGUAUCUGGUGAAGUUCUUCCAGCUGAUCUUUUUCCACGAACCGGUCCUGGCCAAGCACCUGCACGGGAUCAACUUUAUACCGGAACUGUAUGCGAUCCCGUGGUUCCUGACCAUGUUCAGUCAUGUAUUCCCGCUACACAAGAUAUUUCACCUAUGGGAUAAGUUGAUCCUCGGGGACCACUCGUACCCGCUGUUCAUCGGCAUAGCCAUCCUAAAGCAACUGAAGAGCACUCUACUCAAAUCGGGCUUCAACGAGUGCAUCCUUCUAUUCAGCGAUCUGCCAGACAUUGUGAUGGAAACGUGCGUCAACGAUUCCGAAUCGAUGUACCAGUUCACCCCGAAGAGCAUCACCUACCGGAAGUACGCUUUGAACGAGGAUCCUCCCAGCGAUUUCGACCUCAAGUACACCGACGAGGACCACCGGGAGGUCCAAACGGAGCUGUACCCCCGCAUCAGCAAGUACGAUCUGAUCCGGUUGAUGCGUGACCGGCCGGCCAGUGUGGUCGUGCUGGACCUGCGGACCAAUCUGGACCACAAGCGAGUAGCCAUCGAAAAUAGUAUCAACAUUCCGUUCAGUUCGGUUUCGCUGAAGGAACCUCGGCUGGACGGUUUGAAUGUGCCCAAGCUGAAGGCCUUCCUCCGGCGGAAGGUGGUGGUUAUAGUAAGUCCCUCGCAUGAGAAUGCAUUGUUGUUUGCUAAAUUUUUGGUCGAUUGUCACGUUUCGCACGUUUGCGUUCUGAAUCGGGGAUUUGAGUUCUUGUAUCGGAUUGAUGAUAAACUGAUGAUGCAGACUUUCGACUAUAUUAAUACGUUGGCCAAAAACGUACCGAAUAUUGCAAAUUUUGUUGAGUAAUGUGUUAGAAAGCUUAUUUUCUAUUCUAUGUUUGAAGUGAUACUUUAUAUUAUACUAUUAUUAACUUCUUAUUCAAAACACUGUUUGAA
Messenger RNA from Aedes albopictus (Asian tiger mosquito), 3283 nucleotides. RefSeq names its product TBC domain-containing protein kinase-like protein. Lineage: Eukaryota; Metazoa; Arthropoda; Insecta; Diptera; Culicidae. The record is from RefSeq and is a predicted model, not a curated record. Gene Ontology annotation, molecular function: GTPase activator activity; ATP binding; protein kinase activity. The transcript has 4 exons. Bases 552 to 3194 code for a protein of 880 amino acids. Gene Ontology annotation, biological process: protein phosphorylation; activation of GTPase activity.